Molecule: messenger RNA, 3469 nt
Organism: Diospyros lotus (date-plum)
Lineage: Eukaryota; Viridiplantae; Streptophyta; Magnoliopsida; Ericales; Ebenaceae
Product: U-box domain-containing protein 44-like
Exons: 3
Coding region: 745-3258 (837 amino acids)
Molecular function (GO): protein binding
Source: RefSeq, a predicted model, not a curated record
CUCCAUCUCCGUUCUAAGCGGAGGAAAUCCGCAAGCUACUGUAAAUGGAUUUUGAAAGGUAAAACAAGAACAGAGAGAGAGAGAGAGAUUUUGAAAGGUAAAACAAGAACAGAGAGAGAGAGAGAGAGAGUGCGUUGACUUCGUCUUCCAUCUUCUGCGUUCCACGCGUUUGUUUCAAUGGAAGUCGGGGACGAGGGAGAAAAGACGACGUCGUUCUUUUACCAGUCAGAGUUCUGGAGAAACAGAGAGAGAAGACCGAGCUUGACAUCUCAGAGAUGCCUUCCUUCGCUACCUUCCAAACCGCUACCCUACGUUUUCCCUCUCUCUACAUAUUUUCAGAUUGCAUCACUUCCAGUCGUCUCCUUCGAUUUCAUAGAAGAAGCACAAAACCCUAAAAUAUCUCUCUCUCUUUAUAUAUAUAUGUAUAUUUGUAUAUUUCUCUCUGCCUUUGAACUUGUACUAGUUGUUUGAAACGAAGAAUUGGUUUGGAAAAACCUAGUCUCCGUCGCCUUGAUCUGUCUUCUGUCUUGUCUUAAUCUUCUCUUCUUCAUUCUCAUUCUUUGACGUACCUAUCCCUGUGAGUCUGUUUCUCUCUUAUACCUUGUAUUUUACGUUCUGCAGAGGGCCAAGAAGAGUAUUCAUUCUCACACACACGCACACAUAUAUAAGAAACACAGUUCGAUUUAUCAAAGAGAACUCUCUCUCUCCCUCUCUCUCUCUCUCUCUCUGUCUUUGUGCUCGAACAUGGAAAAUAGAACAUUUUCGGAGGAGGUUUCCGAGGCGACAACGUCUGCGGAACAAUUUGCUUCUCUAGAAAAAGACUGGGAAACGGAGAGCGAGGUGUUCCUCGAAUUCUCUGUUUUUGUCGAGAAAUUGGAUCAAAUUAUCACUGAAAUCAAGCAGAACAAGGCCAUGAGCAAGCCGCAGAUUCGAAAAGCAGUUGAAUCACUCGAAGAGAAGCUGGGGCGAGCCAAGGCCUUGACUCGAAGCGCCAAUUGCGGAGCGCAAUUGAAGAAGCAGAUCGAAGGCCUGACUCACGAUUUGGGAAGGUCAUUAGGGCUUGUGCUCUUCGCCAGUCACGACGUUUCGAUGGAAAACAGAGAAAACAUUGAGGCACUGCGGAAAGAAAUGAUGAGUGUGAGGUUCGAUUCGAGCUUGGAAUCGGAGUCGGUGAACGAUUUUGGAACAGAAGAAACAGGGGAAACAGAGCAAACAGGGGAAGAAGCAAGAAGUGAGAUAGAGGAAGAGAUUUUGGAAGUUGAAACUACUCUCAACCUUGAAGAUGUUGUUUUGCAGCUGAAAUAUGGAAGUGAUGAUGAAUUCAGAUCAGCAAUUUUGGCGUUAAAUAUGGCAUUUCGGGAUGGUUCGAUCACCAAUGAGUGGAUUAGUGAUGAAGGCGUGAUCCCAAUUCUGUUUAACCGGCUGGGUUCAAGUAAGCCUAUUAAUCGGUUGACUAUAAUUCAGAUACUCAGAAUUCUAGCAGCAGUGAAUGCUGAAAACAUGGACAAGAUGGCAGACGUAGGAUGUUUAUCGACAUUGGUAAAAUCUUUGGCACGGGAUGAGAAGGAGCGGAGGGAGGCUGUUGGGCUGCUGUUGAGUCUCUCGGAUGUUCCUACAGUUCGAAGAAGGAUUGGGAGGAUUCAAGGGUGUAUACUUAUGUUGGUUGCCAUCUUAAAUGGGGAUGAUCCUGCUGCUUCGCAGGAUGCAGGCAAGUUGUUGAAUGCUUUGUCAAGCAACACACAGAAUGCUCUUCAUAUGGCAGAGGCUGGUUACUUCAAGCCUAUAAUUCAGUACCUUAAGGAAGGUUCAGAUAUGAGUAAAAUACUCAUGGCAACUGCACUUUCAAAAAUGGAGCUUACUGAUCAAAGUAAAGCUUCUCUUGGAGAAGGUGGGGCAAUUGAACCACUUGUGAAAAUGUUUAAUUGUGGGAAGCUUGAAGCAAAAUUAUCGUCUCUAAACGCAUUGCAGAAUUUAUCCAGUUUGAAAGAAAACAUCCUACGUUUGAUCAGCACGGGCAUUGUAUCAUCUCUGCUUCAGCUGCUCUUCUCUGUGACGUCCGUCCUGAUGACUCUCAGGGAACCGGCGGCAGCCAUUCUUGCAAAGAUUGCUCAGUCUGAAUCUAUUCUUGUCAACCAAAAUGUUGCACAACAGAUGCUCUCACUUCUAAACCUUUCCAGUCCAGUAAUUCAGCAUCACCUCUUACAAGCACUGAACAGCAUUGCAUCCCAUCAUGGUGCAUCCAAAAUUAGGAGGAAAAUGAAGGAAAAUGCUGCAAUUCAGCUCCUCCUGCCCUUUCUGACUGAAACUAACUCCAAGACCAGGACUGGUGCUUUGGAAUUAAUAUACACCCUAUCUAAAGAUUCACCAGUCGAGCUAACAGAGCAGCUAGGAGAAACCCAUCUCAAUAUUAUUAUAAAUGUUAUAUCAUCAGCGGUAGCUGAGAGUGAAAGGGCUGCUGCCGUUGGCAUACUAAGUAGCCUUCCAGUCAGCAAUAAGAAAGCAACAGAUAUACUCAAGAGAGCAAACGUACUGCCCACUCUGUUCUCGAUAAUGAAUUCAGGCCCAAUGACUUCAACACAGACAAGCUGCUCGCUAGCUGAGAGCAUUGCAGGUUUGCUUAUUCGCAUCACAGUUCCAUCCGAUAAGAAGCUACAACAAUUUUCUGUUGAACAAGGGGCAAUACCAUUUCUUGUCAGAUGUCUUUCAAACGGUUCGCCAGUCACUAAAUGUAGAGCUGCAACCUCACUAGCUCAACUAUCACAAAAUUCAUUAUCCCUCAAGAAGUCCAGAAAAUCAAGUUGGUUCUGUGUAUCUCCUCCUGCAGAUUCGUUUUGUGAAGUUCAUGAUGCUUACUGUUCCGUCCAGAGCACAUUUUGUUUGAUCAAGGCUGGUGCUGUUUCUCCGUUGAUUCAAAUUUUGGAAGGUAAUGAUACGGAAGCAGAUGAAGCUGUUCUCAGUGCUCUUGCCACUCUUCUACAAGACGAAAUUUGGGAAAGUGGGAGCAAUUGCAUAGCCCAAGUGUCAGGUGUUAAUGCCUUGAUAAAAGUACUGGGACGAGGGACCAUCAAGUCUCAGGAGAAAGCACUAUGGAUCUUGGAAAGAAUUUUCAGAUCUGAGGAUCAUAAAGAACAAUAUGGGAAAUCUGCUGAGGCAGUGCUUAUUGAUCUAGCACAAAAUGGUGAUCUGAAACUAAAAUCAAGUUGUGCCAAGUUAUUAGCCCAAUUCGAGCUCUUGCAACAUCAAUCAAGCUAUUUUUGAUGUUCUACAUCAACUAGGCAGGUGUUCUCUUAUAAUUUCAUUCUGUCCUCUGUAUUUAUAGUUUAUGCCUCCAAUUUUCUUUAAAUUAAAUAGGAUGGUGAGGAGUUUGAGCACCAGGAAUCCAAAAAAUUCUGAUGUAAAUAGAAAAAUCAAUGGAAAAUGCACAUAAGAUGAUUCAACUGCAAAAAUAAGAUACAAGUAUUUCCUUGAA